This is a messenger RNA of Phytomonas sp. EM1, 351 nucleotides long. Lineage: Eukaryota; Euglenozoa; Kinetoplastea; Trypanosomatida; Trypanosomatidae. The record is from the annotation of a GenBank genome assembly.
AUGUUUCGUCGGACCCCCGCCGUAGCGCGCAAGGCGGUGAGCAAUUUCCUUCACGAACCCAAUCAAAAGCGCACGUUCAAGGAGGCGAUGGAGUAUUGUCAGCGGGAGAAUAUCGACAUGGCUAGUCAGCUAUCCUCCGAUUUUAUGCUGCUACAGUCGAAGUUGCUUAAAUAUCGCGUGGUACGGCUCGCGCAUGAGGUACAGGCGAUCUGGCAAAAGCCUUUCUCAUGCCUCCCAUCCAUUCCCGCGGCGUUAGGGCAUCUGAUUCUGCUUCCCGUUACGUUUACGAUAGGGUUCGUGGUCGGCCGCUGCUCGUUGGAGCCGUUGAUUCCGCCGCCGGAGAGCGAAUGA